Molecule: messenger RNA, 1464 nt
Organism: Dinoponera quadriceps
Lineage: Eukaryota; Metazoa; Arthropoda; Insecta; Hymenoptera; Formicidae
Exons: 9
Coding region: 1-1464 (487 amino acids)
Source: RefSeq, a predicted model, not a curated record
AUGUCCUGUACGGACAAGACGGGCCCGCCACCGCGAUCGCUGCAAGGUGUCGAGGAUGCGGCCUGGGAUACGAUCGCCAGGCGAUUCCCGAACGCGGCGCCGCUCCUCUGCGAGAUGGAGACGGUGAUUGAACGCGCGGAGGACCUGCUGCAGCAGUUGAGAGCGGCGCCCUGCGCUCAAGAAGUCGACACGUCCAGCUCGUUUCACACCCCGGAUUCGCGGGAAUCCAACACGACGAUCUCGAUGGUCUCCGACAUAGAAUCGUUCGCCGAGGAAACUAACGUUCCAGAACGAACCGUCGAAAACACGGAGGAGGUUGCGAUGUACGAUGUUCAUGAGGAAUCUCGACGUGGCGGAGCCGUUCGACGCGAGAAUCGCGAGGUGGAAGAAUAUCCCAGCGUAGGAUAUCAUUUGAAUUCACCGCUCGAUGAAGUCGUUCAACACUUCAAAACGAGUUCGACUAAGUGUCGCAGCUCCCAAGGGGAAUCAGAGCCGAAUGUAACGGAUAGCGGCGACAAACGUAUCGACGUUAGUUCCGAGGAAAUAAUGAGAAUGAGAAAGAACGCUUUAAUAACGUCCGAAUGUAAUUCAUUAGGGCUGGCGGAGAUGAUGACAGAGAAUAAUAGCUUAGAAGGAUGGACAAAAGCAGUUAACGAUGCGUUACAGGAGUUGCGCGACGACACGGAAAACAUCGACGCAUCCGGUGACAACAAAUCGGAAGUUCGACCAAACGUGGACAGAAAUGCGCACGGCUGUCCGUUGGUAACUGACGGUGACAGCGGACGUGAGAAGACCGCUCGAGAAUCUCACGGAUCUAACGAUGUAAAAGUUAUAACAAGCAAUUUGCAGGACAACGUCGCGGAAAGUUCCACGAUAAUCGCGAGUCGUCGCUCGCCGCUUGCCGUUCUCGAGGAAUACACCAAGCGGUGCAAUGUGUCAAUCAAAUACGAGCACAAGCCGAAGUCGAAUCUGUAUGUGAUCAACGGUGACCUCUGCGGAUUUAACGAUCAUCGCGUUUCUUCGUACGCUGUUAAACGUAGUUUGGAUAAUGUGCCAGCAACGUCUUGCGAAGCGACCGAAGAUCUAGCCAAGAACGAAUUGGCAGCUAAAAUAUUGUGGAUGGUCGCCGAGUGUCAGAUGGAUAGCCCAAAACUCCUGUUGUCUUCCUGCGGAUUAUCGAAUCUUUCGCGAGACGAAAUGUUGGAAAUAAUGGCGUUUAAUCGGAGCAACCUGAAGAACGCGUCGCAGAAGAUCUACAAGUUCUGCCUCGAGAGAGGAGAACCCGUUCCGGAAUACUCGAUUCGCAAUUCGAGGACGAAUCAAGGAUUCGUGUACAUGGCUGAAUGCGUGGCUUUGGGUUACGUUGGAGUCGGGCAAGGCUUGAGGAAAGACCGCGCUAAGAUGGUAGCCGCUGAAAAUUUAUAUCAAAAAUACACUUGCGAGGCGGGACGGCGAACGACAUGA